Messenger RNA from Penicillium canescens, 792 nucleotides. RefSeq names its product mitochondrial 54S ribosomal protein mL49. Lineage: Eukaryota; Fungi; Ascomycota; Eurotiomycetes; Eurotiales; Aspergillaceae. Gene Ontology annotation, cellular component: ribosome; mitochondrial large ribosomal subunit. The record is from RefSeq and is a predicted model, not a curated record. The transcript is spliced from 3 exons. The coding region runs from base 1 to 792 and encodes 263 amino acids. Gene Ontology annotation, biological process: translation. Gene Ontology annotation, molecular function: structural constituent of ribosome.
AUGGAGAAUUUGCAGAUUGUGCGGGCGUCGGUGGCCCUAAACCCUUUUGGGAAGUGGGUGCUGGAAGGCGGUGGCAGAAAAUCUGAGCAGAACGCCGAGCAUCAGAUGUUGCUGCUCUUCCCGGCUUAUGUCCUCCAUCAUCAUUCUCUCCGGUUAAUACACUCCGGUUGGUCCUUUAGACGUGCAAUGGCGUCUCUUCUACACUCAGGCCCGGCCACUUGGGCCAUGCGAAAGCAGGCCACUGCCAUCCCUCUUCGCGUCAGCUCUGCACAAUCCGUGGCUUCCGUUCAGACAUGUAAUUCAUUUUCCACAUUAUGUCCUCAGACAAGGUUGUCGGUUUCACAUUCUCACCCUCAGAUCUCACUAUCCUCGACCUUCAAGACCUCUCUCCCUACCUGCCAAAGCCGCACUUUCCUCACCCAACUCCGUCGUCAAGCGCAAGCCCUGAAAGAACAAUCCCCGUCGGCACACGCGACCCCAGUCAAUCCCUCCAAGAACCCUAGCCCGCCUUUGAAGCUCGAUAAUCUCCCUUAUUUCGUUCGCCGUUCCGCCUCCAACAAGCUGCCUGUCUAUACCGACACCAAAGCCGGUGGUACGAAGAAGCUCACCAAGAUCCAGAAGACAGAGGGUGAUCUGGAUCAACUCCGCAACGACCUGGCUUGCGCACUGGGUGUUGUCGAUGGCCACAAGCCUAACCCCGAUGUUGCCAUUAACCGUCUUACUGGUCACAUUGUUGUCAAGGGCUGGCGCAAACCUGAGAUUCUGAAAUUCCUCGAGGAACGCAAAUUCUAA